Pteropus alecto (black flying fox) is the source of this 2382-nucleotide messenger RNA. It is a transcript of the gene BTK, whose product is annotated as Bruton tyrosine kinase. Gene Ontology annotation, biological process: adaptive immune response; intracellular signal transduction; B cell receptor signaling pathway. Gene Ontology annotation, molecular function: ATP binding; non-membrane spanning protein tyrosine kinase activity; protein binding. The transcript is spliced from 18 exons. The coding region runs from base 16 to 1995 and encodes 659 amino acids. Lineage: Eukaryota; Metazoa; Chordata; Mammalia; Chiroptera; Pteropodidae. The record is from RefSeq and is a predicted model, not a curated record.
CAGAAAUAAGAAGCUAUGGCUGCAGUGAUACUGGAGAGCAUCUUUCUGAAGCGAUCCCAGCAGAAAAAGAAAACAUCACCUUUAAACUUCAAGAAGCGCCUCUUUCUCUUGACUGUGCACAAACUUUCCUACUAUGAGUAUGACUUUGAACGUGGGAGAAGAGGCAGUAAGAAGGGUUCAAUAGAUGUCGAGAAGAUCACCUGCGUUGAAACAGUGGUUCCUGAAAAAAAUCCUCCCCCUGAAAGACAGAUUCCGAGAAGGGGUGAAGAAUCCAGUGAAAUGGAGCAGAUCUCAAUCAUUGAAAGGUUCCCUUAUCCCUUCCAGGUUGUAUAUGAUGAAGGGCCUCUCUAUGUCUUCUCCCCAACUGAAGAACUGAGGAAACGUUGGAUUCACCAGCUUAAAAAUGUAAUCCGGUACAACAGUGAUCUGGUACAGAAAUACCACCCGUGCUUCUGGAUUGAUGGGCAGUAUCUCUGCUGCUCUCAGACAGCCAAAAAUGCUAUGGGCUGCCAAAUUUUGGAAAACAGGAAUGGAAGUUUAAAACCUGGGAGUUCUCAUAGGAAGACAAAAAAGCCUCUUCCUCCUACGCCUGAGGAGGACCAGAUCUUAAAAAAACCACUGCCCCCUGAACCAACAGCAGCACCCGUCUCCACAAGCGAGCUGAAAAAGGUUGUAGCCCUUUAUGAUUACAUGCCAAUGAAUGCAAAUGAUUUACAGCUGCGGAAGGGUGAUGAAUAUUUUAUUCUGGAGGAGAGCAAUUUACCCUGGUGGCGAGCACGAGAUAAAAAUGGGCAGGAAGGCUACAUCCCUAAUAACUAUGUCACUGAAGCAGAAGACUCCAUUGAAAUGUAUGAGUGGUAUUCAAAACACAUGACUCGGAGUCAAGCUGAAGAACUGCUAAAGCAAGAGGGGAAGGAAGGAGGUUUCAUUGUCAGAGACUCCAGCAAAGCUGGAAAAUAUACUGUGUCUGUGUUUGCUAAAUCUACAGGGGACCCUCAAGGGGUGAUACGCCAUUAUGUUGUGUGUUCCACACCUCAGAACCAGUAUUACCUGGCUGAGAAGCACCUCUUCAGCACCAUCCCUGAGCUCAUUAACUACCAUCAGCAUAAUUCUGCAGGACUCAUAUCUAGGCUCAAAUAUCCAGUGUCUCAGCAAAACAAGAAUGCACCUUCCACUGCAGGCCUGGGCUACGGAUCAUGGGAAAUUGAUCCAAAGGACCUGACCUUUUUGAAGGAGCUGGGGACUGGACAAUUUGGGGUAGUGAAGUAUGGGAAAUGGAGAGGCCAGUAUGAUGUGGCCAUCAAGAUGAUCAAAGAAGGCUCCAUGUCUGAGGAUGAGUUCAUUGAAGAAGCCAAAGUCAUGAUGAAUCUUUCCCAUGAGAAGCUGGUGCAGUUGUAUGGCGUCUGCACCAAGCAGCGCCCCAUCUUCAUCAUCACUGAAUACAUGGCCAAUGGCUGCCUCCUGAACUACCUGAGGGAGAUGCGCCACCACUUCCAGACUCAGCAGCUGCUGGAGAUGUGCAAAGAUGUCUGCGAAGCCAUGGAAUAUCUGGAGUCAAAGCAGUUCCUUCACCGAGACCUGGCAGCUCGAAACUGUUUGGUGAAUGAUCAAGGAGUUGUUAAAGUAUCUGACUUUGGCCUGUCCCGGUAUGUUCUAGAUGACGAAUAUACAAGCUCAGUAGGCUCCAAAUUUCCAGUCCGAUGGUCUCCACCAGAAGUCCUUAUGUACAGCAAGUUCAGUAGCAAAUCUGACAUUUGGGCUUUUGGGGUUUUGAUGUGGGAAAUUUACUCUCUGGGGAAGAUGCCAUAUGAAAGAUUUACUAACAGUGAAACUGCUGAACACAUUGCCCAAGGCCUACGUCUCUACAGGCCUCAUUUAGCUUCAGAGCGGGUAUAUACCAUAAUGUACAGCUGCUGGCAUGAGAAAGCAGAUGAACGUCCCACUUUCAAAAUUCUUCUGAGCAACAUUCUAGAUAUCAUGGAUGAAGAAUCCUGAGCUCACCAAUAAACUUCCUGGUUCUAUUCUCCUCCACAAGCCCCAAUUUCACUUUCUAGGAGGAAAACCCAGGCUACAGGUUCUGGAGCCUUUGUGCUCUAGCUGAAUACACACAAACCCUUCUCUACAUUUAGGACUGCCUCUCUUCUUUGAUUCCCUGGGAUAGUACCUCUGAGCAAAGGCUAAGGAAUUAUUGUGCCUGGUGCUGUCACCCAAGGAAAUUUCCCGAGAGUAUUAAGAGACUGAAUUUGGGAUAGAAACGGUUUUGGGGAGAGAGAGAUGUAAAUAGCCUCACAAGGGGUCCAACAGAUCUUUGGGUAGACAUUAGAGCUUGGGGGAAGGGAGACUGAAUUUGGCAAGAAUAUAACCAUGUCAUAAAAAUGGGAG